UGUGGAAGGAGAGCUCUCAUGGCUGUAAUAACUUAGGAAGCUCCUACCUGGGUGACACUGGGGGAGGAAGUUUUCUGUUUGUUUUGUUUUGUUCCUGAGGGUCUCGUGCACUUUGCUUUCCUGUGUCAACGUGACUCUUGGUGGUUUUUGCACACCCUGCUCUGUGGGGGAGUGCCCCAACGUGCCUGUCUUAUGUGGCCUCUAUGGACACACUGCUCAGCUGGCAGAGAGCAGGGAAGUUUUCUCCCAGCAUCCAAAAAGAGAAAGAGGAAACUACUUUUUCCUUCUGGACUUCUUGCAGCACAAUAGAUCAGAAUAAGCUUCCACGUUCUUUCCCUGGAUUUCUGGAGUGGUUUCCAGGAAGAAGUUAAACCUUCACCUUAAAUGGAUGACCAUGUCACAAUCAGGAAGAAACAUCUCCAAAGACCCAUCUUUAGACUAAGAUGCCUAGUGAAGCAGCUGGAAAAAGGUGAUGUUAACAUCGUAGACUUAAAGAAGAAUAUUGAAUAUGCAGCAUCUGUGUUGGAAGCAGUUUAUAUCGAUGAAACAAGAAGACUGCUGGACACCGAAGAUGAGCUCAGUGACAUUCAGACGGAUUCAGUCCCGUCGGAAGUCCGGGAUUGGUUGGCAUCUACCUUUACACGGAAAAUGGGGAUGAAGAAAAAGAAAUCUGAGGAAAAACCUAAAUUUCGGAGCAUUGUGCAUGCUGUUCAAGCUGGAAUUUUUGUGGAAAGGAUGUACAGAAAGUCCUAUCAUGUGGUUGGUUUGGCAUAUCCAGAAGCUGUCAUCGUAACAUUAAAGGAUGUUGAUAAAUGGUCUUUUGAUGUAUUUGCCUUAAAUGAAGCAAGUGGAGAACAUAGUCUGAAGUUUAUAAUUUAUGAACUGUUUACCAGAUACGAUCUUAUCAACCGUUUCAAGAUUCCUGUCUCUUGCCUAAUUGCCUUUGCCGAAGCUUUAGAAGUUGGUUACAGCAAGUACAAAAACCCUUAUCACAACUUGAUUCACGCAGCUGACGUCACUCAAACUGUGCAUUAUAUAAUGCUUCAUACAGGUAUCAUGCACUGGCUCACUGAACUGGAAAUUUUAGCAAUGGUCUUUGCCGCUGCCAUUCAUGAUUACGAGCAUACAGGAACCACAAACAACUUUCAUAUUCAGACAAGGUCAGAUGUUGCCAUUUUGUAUAACGAUCGCUCUGUCCUUGAGAAUCACCAUGUGAGUGCGGCUUAUCGACUUAUGCAAGAAGAAGAAAUGAAUGUCUUGAUAAAUUUAUCCAAAGAUGACUGGAGGGAUCUUCGGAACCUAGUGAUUGAAAUGGUUUUGUCAACAGACAUGUCGGGGCACUUCCAGCAAAUUAAAAAUAUAAGAAACAGUUUGCAGCAGCCUGAAGGGAUUGACAGAGCCAAAACCAUGUCCCUGAUUCUCCAUGCAGCAGACAUCAGCCACCCAGCCAAGUCCUGGCAGCUGCACUACCGGUGGACCAUGGCCCUGAUGGAGGAGUUUUUCCUACAGGGAGAUAAAGAAGCUGAAUUAGGGCUUCCAUUUUCCCCACUUUGUGAUCGGAAGUCAACGAUGGUGGCCCAGUCACAAAUAGGUUUCAUUGAUUUCAUUGUAGAGCCAACGUUUUCUCUUCUGACAGACUCAACAGAGAAAAUUAUUAUUCCUCUUAUAGAGGAAGACUCAAAAACUGAAAAUCCUUCCUAUGGAGCAAGCAGACGAUCAAAUAUAAAAGGCACCAUGAACGAUGGAACCUACUCCCCAGACUACUCCCUGGCAUGCGUGGACCUGAAGAGCUUCAAAAACAACCUGGUGGACAUCAUCCAGCAGAACAAAGAGAGGUGGAAAGAGUUAGCUGCACAAGGUGAGUCUGACCUUCAUAAAAACUCAGAAGAUCUAGCAAAUGCCGAAGAAAAACAUGCUGAUAUACAUUCAUAAGUUUGAAACACCUUAAAGGCUUCUGUCAUUUUCAACAUGAGAGGAUACUGAGAACAGCACUAAAACAUCCUAAAUCUUCAACUUUCCACAAAGCUAUAUUCUCCUCUUUCAAUGCACUCUUGGAUCAGGCCAUUUUCUGGACUCCUAUGUAAGGAAUUAAUAAAAGGAACGUAAAUUCUGAGCUGGUAACUCUGGCCAAAUAAAUAUACUCGAAGUUGCUAUCAGAGUUUUUGACCAGUGCUUCUGCCAUUGUUUUUCCUUCACAGUUUGGCCUUCUUCAAUCAAGCCAGAGAAAUUUUUAAGACGAAAGUUGGACAGUUUUACAUUUUCAUCACUUUGAACCCAGUUAGCAUGUAGGUAACUAUGUAAUACAUAUGUAAAAGAUGAGGGUUUUAAAAACAAUUUGCUUUCUUGCAUUGUUUUACACAGAGUGCUGUAGCUACAAAUUUUUCAAGGUCUUAAGUAAAAGGAAAGCAUAAACAAAAUCAUGGAAAAAAUAUUUUUUUACAGCUCUGAGGAACAGGCUAUUUAGAUUGUCCUUGUUAUAUUAAAUACAUGGGAAGAAAAUUAAAGGUGGGGCCAUUCGGAAGCUGUGGUUGAAGUCCUAUGACGACAAUGGAACAUCCUAGCCUUGUGACCUGAUGAACGUUUCAUUGUAUCUCUCAAGCUGGGAAACCUCCGUGAAAGCUGUCCCUGAACCCAGUGGACCAGCCUGCAUCCAUCUCUGUGGUUUCAAAGCAGUAAGGCAUCACCCACACGGGCAUAGUCACAAUGCAAGUCACAUGGUACCUACAAUCCUAGAGAAUAAGAACCUGCAGCCAUCGUUGGAGAUAGACACUGGAUCUGAGAAUGGAAUUGGCCUUCUGGGGCUGUUGGUCCCAUUAAGAUGUAACAAAAUAUAUUACAGGCCAAGGGAUAAGUGACAAGAACUGUUUGUGUGUGCAUAUGUGUGUAUUCGAACCUAUCUAUGAAGAUGGAAGCCCACACUUUUCUGUACAGAAUACACUACUUGACAUGACUUUGCAACUCUGCCGCACAGAAACGACCUGCACCCUGUGGACGCUCUGCUUCCAUGUGUGUCCCUGAGCAUGUGCAAGGCUGUCCUUUGCUCCAAACUGAAGAAUUACCUUUAUCUGUUAUUAGCUGACAAGAAAAGUCAAGUACAAUUAGGUGUUGUAACUUUUCACUGUAUAAACACUUCAGUGAUUGUGAGACUAAGUGAAUUUGGUCUUGUGAAAGGUAGAAAUUGAAUGGAAAAAAUCAAGAGGAGCCAUCAGUUAAAGAAUAAAGUGAAGGAGGCAUGUUCAUUCUAA
This is a messenger RNA of Equus quagga, 3245 nucleotides long. It is a transcript of the gene PDE1A, whose product is annotated as phosphodiesterase 1A. Gene Ontology annotation, biological process: signal transduction. Bases 385 to 1932 code for a protein of 515 amino acids. Lineage: Eukaryota; Metazoa; Chordata; Mammalia; Perissodactyla; Equidae. The record is from RefSeq and is a predicted model, not a curated record. Gene Ontology annotation, molecular function: 3',5'-cyclic-nucleotide phosphodiesterase activity. The transcript is spliced from 15 exons.